Molecule: messenger RNA, 1299 nt
Organism: Coniophora puteana RWD-64-598 SS2
Lineage: Eukaryota; Fungi; Basidiomycota; Agaricomycetes; Boletales; Coniophoraceae
Exons: 1
Coding region: 37-585 (182 amino acids)
Molecular function (GO): zinc ion binding; nucleic acid binding
Source: RefSeq, a predicted model, not a curated record
ACCCAAUUCGCUGACCCCAAUCUUUCACGCACUGCUAUGCGUAAGAUCCAAGCCCUCAAGCAGACGGGCUCGUGCGCGGCUUACGCGGCUCGCUUUCGCGAGCUGCUCCCGCUCGUCGACUUCUCGCCCACCACGCAGCUCGACCAGUUCAAGAAUGGUCUGAAACUCGCUGUUCGCGAUCUCGUUCGCGGCGUACGUCCCAAGCCCAAGACGUUCGACGAGUACGUCGCCCUCGCCAUCGAGUUCGACAACGACCUGCACGAGGACGAGCUUGCCGCCAAGCACAUGCGCGAGCCUCCACGCCGCGGCCUCGAGCUUCGUGAGGUUCGCCGCACUGCACCGCCCUCGCCACGCCCAUCGACUUCCGCCGCCGCGUCGUCCGACGUCGUCCCCAUGGAGGUCGACGCUGUCAAGUUCCGUGGUCCGCUCUCGCAAGAAGAGAAGGACCGUCGCAAGCGUCUCGGCCUCUGCGACUACUGCGGCCAGGGCAAGCACUCCGCCGACGACUGCCCUAACAAGUCCGACAAGGCGAAGAGGCGCGACGCGGAACGCAAGGCUGCUCUCGCGAAAGCGGGAAAAGCCUAACCGGGAGUCCACCCACUGCCCUAGGGCUCCCGGUCGCCGACGAUAGGGCACGUCCGCUCCCGACCGUGACGCCUGCGUUCGUUCGCGCGACGGACGGACGUUAUAUACCCCAGAACUACGUCCCUUCUCGUUUCGUUUUCGCUUCCUCCACUUAUUUUAAUUCCCCAGACCACUUCUUCAUCAACGUCGCUCUCUCGUUCCCUGGUCGCAAGCCCAUCCGCACGUUCGCUCUCGUCGAUUCCGGCGCUAGCGCAUCGUGUAUUUCGGACCGCUUUGCUCAACGCCAUUCGCUUCCGCGCGCGCCAAAGGAUGUUCCCGUCCCGAUUACCGCCGUUGACGACCGUCCCAUCGCUAAUGGUCUCGUCACUCACGACGUCGUUGCUCAACUAUCGGUGGACAAACAUUCCGAGGUCAUGCGCCUAGGCAUUGUAUCAGUGGGUUAUCCUGUUAUCUUGGGCUUGGACUGGCUACGUCGUCAUAAUCCGCAGAUCGACUGGUCCACUAUGGACUUAUCCCUUUCGUGUUGCAAUCUUCGUCGCUCUACGCCGGUGCGCGUCGUCGCUCAAGGCCCUGGUCUUCCUCGACUUCCGCCCACCUCGCUUUCUGUCAACUCUACUUCUGUGACCUCCGUCGGUUUAGGCUUUGGUCUUCGCGGCGAGUCCCUCUUUUCCUCUCAUUCCCUCGCUUCUCCUCUCCCUGUACCUACAUCUUCUC